Molecule: messenger RNA, 2702 nt
Organism: Archocentrus centrarchus (flier cichlid)
Lineage: Eukaryota; Metazoa; Chordata; Actinopteri; Cichliformes; Cichlidae
Gene: nt5c2a
Product: 5'-nucleotidase, cytosolic IIa
Exons: 18
Coding region: 68-1747 (559 amino acids)
Molecular function (GO): 5'-nucleotidase activity
Source: RefSeq, a predicted model, not a curated record
GCGCAUGCUCCGUACGCCAUACGAACUUGAAACAGUGAAAUCGAUGAAGCAUUUUUAACAGUUAAAGAUGACUACUUCGUGGAGCGACCGUCUGCAGAACUAUGCCGAUCUACCAGCCAACAUAGAUGGUGUAGCCAUGAAGAAGUAUCGCCGUGAAGCUCACCACAGAGUGUUUGUUAAUCGAAGCCUGGCCAUGGAGAAGAUCAAGUGUUUUGGUUUUGAUAUGGAUUACACUCUUGCAGUGUAUAAAUCUCCUGAGUAUGAGUCCCUGGGCUUUGACUUGACAGUGGAGCGCCUGGUAUCCAUUGGAUAUCCACAGGAAUUGCUCAACUUUGUCUAUGACCCCUCCUUCCCCACCAGAGGUCUGGUGUUUGACACAAUGUAUGGCAACCUGCUCAAAGUUGAUGCCUAUGGGAACAUCCUGGUGUGUGUGCAUGGGUUCAACUUCUUGAAGGGACCUGACAUCAGAGAAAUGUACCCCAACAAAUUUAUCCAGCGUGGAGACACAGACCGCUUCUACAUCCUCAACACACUCUUUAACCUACCCGAAACCUAUCUCUUUGCCUGCCUGGUUGAUUUCUUCAGUAACUGCUCCAGAUACUCCAGUUGUGAGACUGGAUUCAAAGAUGGUGACCUUUUCAUGUCCUACAAGAGCAUGUUCCAGGAUGUCAGAGACGCUGUGGACUGGGUUCAUUUCAAGGGUUCCUUAAAAGAAAAAACUGUUGAAAACCUGGAAAAGUAUGUGGUAAAGGAUCCGAAGCUCCCUCUGCUCCUCAGUCGUAUGAACGAAGUAGCCAAAGUAUUUUUGGCCACCAACAGCGAUUAUAAAUACACACAGAAAAUUAUGACCUACCUGUUUGACUUUCCUCAUGGUCCAAAGCCAGGUACGCCCCACCGACCCUGGCAGUCCUACUUUGACCUGAUCCUGGUAGAUGCCCGUAAGCCUGUGUUCUUUGGAGAAGGAACUGUGCUGCGACAAGUUGACACUACCACGGGACGGCUAAAGAUCGGCACAUACACUGGACCUCUUCAGCAUGGUAUUGUUUACUCUGGAGGUUCUUCAGACAUCGUCUGUGACCUGCUGGGUGCAAAAGGGAAGGACAUCGUCUACAUUGGAGACCACAUUUUUGGUGACAUUCUCAAAUCUAAGAAGCGUCAAGGCUGGAGGACUUUCCUGGUCAUACCUGAGCUGGCCCAGGAGCUGCACGUAUGGACUGACAAGAGCUCUUUAUUUUCAGAACUUCAGUCAUUGGACUGCUUCCUCGCAGAGCUUUACAAGCAUAUGGACAGCAGCAGCAAUGAGAGGCCUGAUAUCAGCUCACUGCAGAGACGCAUUAAGAAAGUGACCCAUGACAUGGAUAUGUGUUACGGCAUGAUGGGAAGUCUGUUUCGUAGUGGAUCCCGACAGACGCUCUUUGCCUCCCAAGUGAUGCGCUAUGCUGACCUGUACGCCGCCUCUUUCAUCAACCUGCUCUACUACCCCUUCAGCUAUCUGUUCAGAGCUGCACAUGUACUGAUGCCUCAUGAAUCCACAGUGGAGCAUACGCACAUCAACAUCAUCGACAUCGAAUCACCGCUGGCCACACGGAACCGCCACGAUGCUGAAUUUAAAGAAAUGGAGUGCAAGCGGCACCAGCUCACCCGAUCCAUCAGCGAGAUCCAGCCCCCGCAUUUCUUCCCUCAGGCUCCACAGGAGAUUACCCACUGCCAUGAUGAGGAUGAUGAUGAGGAAGAGGAAGAAGAGUAGGAGGAUUCUAGUAGAUCCUCUCUGAAUUUUUAAAGGUUUUUUGAUUAAUAGCUGCAGUAAGUGAGUUGACUCUCAGCAUUUAGUAAAAUGGUUACAUCUGCACUCUGCUUUUACUUGCUUUUGUACGUGGUACGCUCUACUGAGCGCUUCAGUGAUGUUGCUUCAGCAGCUCCCCCGGCUGCCUGAUAGAUCCAGCCUGUGACAUUUUGCUGGCUAGAAGCCUGUCUUCACUCUCAUCAAAAUACAACAGAAAUUAAUGGAUUUCCUUGAAAAUUUGAUUCAAGAAACAUAAAUAACACAGGCUGUGGGCUAUAAAUUGCUCAUACUAUCCAGUCAUAUGUGAAGUGCUAAUGUCGGUAUGUGACCCACCUGCCACUGGGACACAAACUUCAAUACAAGAGCAGUAAAUUUAGGUCAGAGUAAUGAGCAAUAUCACAAACUAAACACCUCCUAUUACCAGCUUUAAUUUACCGUCUAUAUAAAUAAAUACGUUUCUAUAAAUAUGUAACUAUGCAUACAGUUCCAACUGAAUUUCUGUUAUUACUGCAUGACCUGGUGGGCCGCGGCCCACACUUUGGGAACUCCUGGAGUAGAUGAACACACUCCCCUAAAACUCCAUGAGCCUCAUUGGUCUCAUACGUCACAUUCUGGGGACCGUGCUGCUUUUCUUCCUCCAGACGAUCCUGGUCGAGUGUACACGUGUGAUGACACGUUUCUCCACAUCUUCAUUAGAAGAAAAACCUUUUCAGUUCUCCGAAGUAAAACACAGGAAGUGUGAGAUGCAUGUUACUUGAUUUUCAAAAGAGCAGGACGCUGCAGAGACUGAAAAGCCUUUCAUCACUUAUCUGUUUUUCAUUUGUGCUUUAAGAGUUUUUAAAAACUGUAGGAACUGAAUAACGUGUUUAUAUAUGUGUUUAAAUAAAUGUGUUUGGAUUUCUGUUUGAAGAAAAUUGAA